Molecule: messenger RNA, 3063 nt
Organism: Hordeum vulgare subsp. vulgare (domesticated barley)
Lineage: Eukaryota; Viridiplantae; Streptophyta; Magnoliopsida; Poales; Poaceae
Exons: 2
Coding region: 1351-2043 (230 amino acids)
Source: RefSeq, a predicted model, not a curated record
UUAUGCUCAUCACUAUAGCCUAAGAAGACAUGCUCAUCACUAUAGCCUAAGAAGACACACUCAACAGACUGAGCGGUUAGUUUGGUGCGUUCGCCAGGGGCAAGAAGAAUAUAGCAAACACAACCAAACAAACGAAGUGUCGAAUAAUCGGGAGAACGAUCAAAAAGACGCUCGAAAGGAACGCCACCUUGCAAAGCAGUGGACGGCUGAAGAUUGAUGAGAUAGGUGGAAGUGGAGACAACCUCAGUCCAAAAGUGAGGCGGGAAAGAGGCAACAAUCAUCAUUGCAUGAGCCGUCUCAAGAAGGUGACGAUGCUUGCGCUCAGCCACGCCAUUCUGAGCAUGAGCACCAGGACAAGAAAACUGAGCAAGGGUACCCUGCUCAGCAAGAAAUCCACGCAACAUCUUGGAGAUAUACUCUCCAGUAGAGUCAGCACGAAACACUCGAAUAGGCGAAGAGAACUGAGUGUGAACCAUGGCAGCAAAACGCUUAUAGAUAGAUAAGACCUCACUACGAGUAGACAUGAAAUAUCCACGUAUGUCGAGAGAAAUCAUCUAUAAAGAUAAUAUAGUAGCGAUGGCAUCCCUUCGAAGCGAAGGGAGCUGGACCCUAGACAUCAUAGUGAACAAGGUCAAAAGGACGCUGAGACACGGGCUCGCUAUGAGGAUUCGCUAGCUCCUGCCGCCAGCCUCCCCGAUCCGUCAACGCCUCCUGCCUGCCGGAUCACGUCGCCAGGCCGCCGUCGUCUCCUUGCUGGAUCCCGUUACCAGGCCGCCGUCUCCUUGCUGGAUCUCGUCGCCAGGCCGUCGUCUCCUUGCUGGAUCCCGUCGUCAGCCGCCGUCUCCUUGCUGGAUCCCGUCGCCAGCCGUCGUACACGCGAUUCUGCUAGCCUCCAUCCUUGCUCGAGCCUGCUGUAUCUCUAGAUCGGAUCGCCCCGCGCCGACCCAGUCAACUCGACCCUGCUGCACCUUAGAUCGGAUCGCCCCGCCUAUCUGCGCGCCCUCCCCGGACUUCCCUUGCAGCCGACACCCUCGCCGGCGGCUGCUGACCUCCGCUGCCAGUCUGUCCCUGUUGCUGGAUACGAGUCCCUCGAUCGCUCGUGGAUCUCGUGUGGUUCUGGUCGGGAGAGGAAACUGCUGCCUUUUUCCUAAAAAAAGAGUAAAAAAAGUGUCUACACCAGCGCGCAACGUCGUAGUCCCUUGCUUCCCGGUGACUCCUGACGGUUGUGCUAGUAGCUCUUCUGCUGCUCCUCCUGCGAGCUCCACAUAUGGUGAUUGUCGCUCUACACCGACUCCUCUCGCGACUUUCAUCAAUGCAUGUAGCUCUUCCCCGACACCAGCCUACGACUCCAUGGACAGCGCUUCGUCCACGCGUCUUCCCUUGGCGCUUGGUGCUUGUCUGCACAUGGCCUCGUCUUCUCCACCAGCCAUUGUCGACGAUACUGGUCAUGCUACACCGCCAUCUUUAGCGGCUUCCCCAGGUGGUGGUGGUCGUUUCUCUCCUCGUGCCACUACGCCGCCUACUUCAGCUGUGUACUUCAUCGAGGACGAGAUUGCGCGGCUUCGCGCCCUGCUGAUUGCCUCCGACUCUCUAUUUUCGGGUGCGUCUACAUCGACACCUUCAGUUGCGCCCUUGACUGAGCAGGAGAUUGGGCGAUUUCGAUGCUUGAUAGCUCCAUCUUCUGGUUCUUCAUCAACAGGGUCUGUUGGUUCUGCUACGGACUUUUCUGGCAUUGUGAGACCACCUUCUACACAAGCAGGGUCAUUCUUGACUUUAACUCAUGUUCAGUUCUGGACCGUCACACUGGUGCUCUUUUUGGUGCUGAUCCCCGGCACCGUGACUCUCAGGGUCUCUGGGAGCUUGACUGGCUUCACCUUCCAUCCACUGCCACCGCAGCCAGUCUCUCUCUGCUGCCUUGUCUACCAGCUCUUUUCAGCAGUGGCAUCAUCGCCUUGGUCACUUAUGUGGUUCUCGUCUCUCAUCCUUGGAUCCGUCUCUGGCGGUGUGUCUUUAGACUGUCAGGGUUGUCGGCUUGGUAAAUAGGUUGAUCGGGCAUGCUGCAGGAUCCAGCAAUGACUGGAUCGGGGAGAGGAGGAGCCUGUCCACACACCGCAGAAGGGCGGCGACGAGCGACGGCCACAGUGGAGAGCGGUGGCAUGGAGCGGAUCAAUAGCAUAAGUUGCAACGUGCAAAAAAAUUGACCUAGCUCUAUACCAUGUUAGGAAAUAUGCAACUUGUAUUUUCAGGAGGCCAUAGACCAGUAUAUAUACAUGUACAGGUGUGUAAUAUGCAAAAAACCCCUUAUACGGACUAAAUAUGAAAGGUAAAUUUGAAAGGUUACAUGGCUACAUAUAUAGUACUCUAACAUAUUGUACUAGCCUUUUCCAUUAAUUCGGACUUUUGGUUGCGUUGGCUAGUGCAUGAAGCUUAACACGAAGGACUACUAUUGAAAUUCGAACUAAAACGUGUUGACUUGUCUUUCCCGUCACACGUGAGAGGGGGUGUUACAGUAUAUGUGGAUUGUACUAGCCUUUUUCAUCAAUUCGGACUUCUGGUUGCGUUGGCUAGCUUAACACAAAGGUCCGAAUUGAUGGAACUAAAAAGUGUUGUUAAAUAUGUAAAUAACCUGAAACGAAGCAUCAAUGAAGUAGAAUCUGUUUGUUAUCUGUUACCAGCCUGAUCAGAUAAAGCCUCAACUACUGAUUUGUGGGGAGGCCUGACAUUCAACCAUUUGUAAUCUAAGAGUAACUGUGUUGUGGGGCCUUUUCAAAGUGCAUUUUUUUAGUCCUAAAAUUGUAUUAUUAUUUUGAUCUGGUGCCCGAUGCUUGAUGCUUCAGCCCAGCUAUUGUAUGUUCUUUAUCAAAGAAAUAGACUUAUUUUGAUGUUCAUCACAAUAAGGUAAUAAUUAGUUCAAAGUUGCUGAGUCUUUGGUUGAAUAAUAAAGUCACCCCAUGUUAUAUCUCAGUUGCUCCAUGAAACUAUUUUCUAACUUGAACUUAUACUGUUUCAGAUAAUAAAUGUGUACAAUCAAGAAUAUGAGAGUGCAGCUGCAUUUUGGCCAAG